Ectocarpus sp. CCAP 1310/34 is the source of this 5147-nucleotide messenger RNA. The record is from the annotation of a GenBank genome assembly. NCBI's taxonomy places the organism in Eukaryota, Phaeophyceae, Ectocarpales, Ectocarpaceae.
CCCCCACUGGGAUGUGCCUGAACAUUUCAUUCAAAUCAUAUCAAACCCUCACGCUACCGCCGGGGGGGGAAGAGGCGACCAUCGGCCGUUGUGCUGCUUCCAUCCGCGAAAGAAAGAACCCCCCUUGUCUCCCUCUUGGUCCCUUUUCACGAAACGGAGCACGUCGUUGCCUGAGAGUUUUCUUCAACUCACAUUUUUGGAUUGUUUGCCUCAUUCAGUGAGGCAUCACGAAAAGCACGACGAUAGGGCUACACUCUCGAGAGGCAAGGCCUCAUCCUCCAGCCUUCGGGCAGCAGUGGCAGCGCCAGCGCAAUCCCGGUUGUUUCACCACUCACGCGGCGGUCGCCACCGCUGUGCACGGAGGAGGCCACGCUGACGUUAGAUUUCACGCCUCCGCUGGGAGAAGAUGGCAGCAGCUGCACGCAAGAAACAAAGCGGCCACAAUAACUCCUCCAUCGUCGUCGCCGUCGGCACUACCGAUACACCAACGUCAAGGGAUGAUGACACCAAGUCGCAAUUCGCGACGCCGCCGCGAGUUCCGGCGCAAGCAGCAGAGAGAGCGGGCGGGGGAUGGCAGGAACCGAUUGCCGGAAUCUUUCCGUGCGCAGGGCCGCGACCGCUGCCGGCGGUCGUCCUGCAAAGCCUCUUCGGGUGGCUUCUCAGCUCAGACCUCUCGGCACUGCAUGCCUCGAGCGUGGCCGCUUCGUCCCCCGAGACGGCGGCGGUGCUGGAGACAACUGUGGCAUCCCUCGUCAAGCACCGCUACGGCAGGGCCAACCCCACAUUGAGGGAGGAAGAUACGGGGUGGAGGAGGGAUCUGGAAACCCUUAGGCACGCCGAGUUGAGCCACGUGGCUUCGUUGGUGCGCGGCCCUCAGCGCCCGGGAAAGGGGUACUACCUGUCGAAGUCAUGGGCCGGAAACCUGAGGCGUUACGUGGAGGCGCAAGCCAGGCGCCGCCGCAGCCCCUCCUUCGCGUCGAACUCCGCCGCCGGCUCCGGCGCCACCGUCGGCGGGUCGGGGGGCAAGGAGAAGCGGAGCCGCGGGCGCGAGCGUGCCGAGAGCAACCUCAUGCCUCCCUGGCAAGACGUGAACGCGGACAUCAUGUGCCAGCACGGGGGCCUUGCCCGCUCGUCCCAGGGGAAUCGGGCUAAGCGCCAGGUAGUAGACAAGCGCGUGUGGCGGGAGCUGGUUUUAUUCUUCCCAGCAGCGGUACCGUUCCGCGCGGAGAGCGUCGAGUGCUUGGAGUGCCGGGGGUUGUGCGCCAACGAGCGCAAGGCAGAGGAGGCCGUCAAGAGCCAGAGGGAGCAGGAGAUCGCGCUGCCCGUUCUCAGGGCGCUGUACGGCCGGAAGACGGGGGUGCCAUCCGCUGCCUUGUCGGCGCCCCGGGGUUCCCCCGGGUACUCUGCGGGGCCCCCGUCGGCUGCCCGACCCGCAUGCCCGCUGCUGCCCGGGAUAUACCACCUUCUGCCCCGCUACUGGCUGAACGCUUGGCGUGCCUACGUGCGGGAUCCCCGGGCCCCCAGCCCGCGCACCCUGGACACCGCCCUCUUACUGUGCGAGGGGCACGGUCUCUUGCUCGCACCCCCCCACGUGGAGGAGUUCUUAUCUGGAGAGAGGCGUGCUCUGCUUGGGGGCUUGGACCCUGACCGCAGCGGCUGCGUGUGCGAAGUGGUAACGCCGGAGGAGUGGGACGCUCUCACCCUGCUACACCCGUGUGACCUAGGGGUCCGCUUUUGCAUCGACCCCGACAGUGGAGCGGCUAUCUUCAACUCCAAGAAGUGCAAGAGCUGCGACCCUUGCUACAUCGGCGAUCUGUACGUGCGUCCCCUCUCCCGCAAGCUCAGCGUCUGAGCGAGCGAGCGAGAGAAAUGAUUGAGAAAUGGUGUGCGUUGUGAUGGGCACAAGGGAUCGGAACCAUCUCCAGCAAGCUGACCGUCCGAGAGAGAAAGCGAGAGAGAGGGAGACAGAGAGACAGAGGGACAGAGAGAGAGAGGACGAGAGAGACAGAGAGAGAGAACGAGAGAGAGAGAAGUGAACAAGAUAUGAUGUGCUUUGUGAUGGACAGAAGGAAUUGGAACGUCUCCAGCAUGCUCAGAGAGAGAAAUGAACGGGAGAUAGUGUGCUUUGUGAUGGGCACAAGGAAUAGGAAUCAUUCGUCUGGGUGCAAAGGUCUGUCCUGCGUAGCAGCGAACCAGCCAAGGGUAUACAGGAGCAUGCUAUGUGAACUCUCCGCCCGCGACCAUGAUCCUCUUAUUUCUUGUUAUUUUCGGCCUGGUCCCUUUUUGUCCUCGCUCUUUUUAUUUCAUUUUCUCUUUCCUUACUGUUUCCUUUUAUUUUCUUCUCUUUUUCUCUUGUUCUCUUUUUCUCUCUUUUUCUGUGCCAGAUGGCCUUGUCUCUGCUUGCGUUGUGAAGUACCAAGAUUGAACCAAGGGUGUGUACCUCAUUCUCUCCGGCCCGUGAUGGUGAAUCCUAGUCUCAGUUGUUACCUCGCAUAGCGCGCAGAGGGCGUGGAGGACUCCAGAACAUCUGGCGUUGAUUUUUAUUGACUUGCGGACCCCUCGGGGCCAUUUUAUUUGAGUGUACCUUUUAAGGAGAGAGAUCGGAACGGUUUUUUAUAUGACGACAACAAUAACAACAAUGACCCAGGGGAGCGGAGUGCUGGGGUGGUCGUGACUGUCUGUGUGUGUGUCCCUCCUACCCGGGGAACAUGAAGCAAUUCUGAAGACGUAGGUAAGGCUCGCAAGGGUUAUCGACAGAUCAUGCCUGGAGAAGGUAGGCGCACGUCUAGACGUCCACGUCCUGCUUUGCUUGUGAGCAGAGAUACGUGGUCGCUUGGAGAGGUUUUGGCGGGAAGUUCGGGAUGGAUGCAAUCGAUCGUUUGAUCGCGUUGGAAUAGCGCGAUCGCUUAUUUGGCUCCUGCAUCUUUCACCUUAUGGUUUGGUUCGAAAGCGACGCAGGGGUUCAGACCGAAGAAGCGUUGGCAGGGAAAUUGGCAGAAAUUCUGUUGAAGUGCGCACAUGUAUAGUUCUACGAUGUGCUUGUAGUUGGGAUAGGAUAGGGCUAGGCAGCGUGGUGUGCAGCGAGGUACCGCAAGGGCGCCAUGGCGACUCACUCCCGCUUUCAAUCAAGUGUUUUAGCGAGAUGGCAGUUUGUUGUACGUGAGGUAAGACAGCCCUAUGAGCACAGCCGUGCAGCACUGUCUCCUCGCGGAGUGUCAUAACUCUGCAUGGAGGCACGAAUUUGUAUUUUGUCGAUCGGAACGCUACGAACGUUCUUUUUUUUGUUUUAUUGAUACGUUCAUGUGCUUGGUUGUUGGCACUGCUGCCUUGUGUUCAGCGACCUUUGCAUCUCAAAUGUCGUUGUCAAUUGUCGUUGUCUUUGGUGAGGGCCUGUCUAGUGCUUCUUGUUGAAACGCCUAGGGGUGGGGGGGGCGUACUCUUACGUUUUGCAUGCCUUAGCGGUUAGAUCAUUGACCACGCGUCCUCGAGAGGACCGAGCAUUGUUCCCACAGGACCGAUCACCGAUGGCCAAUCGUUCCUUCUCACAUUGCCAAAGGUUUCUCAGACAUGUCUUCCCUAGUCUAUGGUGUUUGACGGUGGCAUUGCACGAAGUUGCACGAAGCAAGAAGAGCCGCGGGUGAGGCGGUAUUUAGUUACACAUGCGGAAGGGUACGCUCGUGCUGGGGCGGAUAAGUUAAUGUAUGAGACGGGAGAGGUUUUCGGGCGCAAAAGGUUAGGGUUAGUGCGGGGCAUGAGGGUAUCGUUGACGGUAUUUAUCGACCGGCCUACAUAACGAUGGGGUGUGUACAUGGAUCUGGAGAUCAAAAUGGAACAAGGGUGGGUGGGGGUACUAGGGGAGGGGGCCGUACUCAUGUUGUUUUGCGUGCCCUUGCGGUUAGACCAGGGGGGGAUGCGCGUUAGAAUGGAUACACGUGUAGUAGGGACACUCCUCUGUGGCGUGACCCUUGGAAAGAAUUGACUCCGCCCAGAUGUUACUGUUGCUCUUGUUGUGUUCGCCCAAUCUAUUCUGUUCUGACGGCAGUCACCUUCGGUAUAUGUUUGAUGCACCAGAUGGGGGUCACACAUACGAGGAAGGAUAACGUUUUUUUUCUUCGCCUUUCCUCUUGCGGUGCCUCCCCUCACCUUUUGACGCGAAAACGGCUCGCAUGGUGGGGCUGCUGGGGAAGUAGGGGGGGGAGCUGUUGAGGAAUCUUCUGGCCGUUUGUGUUGGCACGGCAAUGUUCUUUUUUGGCUACAUAUUCCGGUCCAGACUAGCUAGCGUACGAAAUUUGCCACUUCGCCGCUGCUCAGCUUUGUUCCCGUGGCGACACCAGAGGUUAAGAUUUUGCUUGCGUUGGUGAGUGAGGUUAGGUUCAGGGCUAGGUGUGCUUGCUUUGCUACAUGUAGGUUUGAUUAGGCGGUGAGCACUUUGAGUUACCACCAGGACCGUACCGUGGCACGGCAAUGAUACACUUGCCGUGAGAAACGCUGUUAGCGGUGGCUAGUAAGUAUGGUGCAGAUAUUUUGUGCACGUAGCUGCUGCCUUUGUGUAAAUUUGGAGGGUAGAGGUGGUAUAGCACGUGGCGAGGCAUUAGUCACGCACGGGGAGAGAAAGCAGCAGGGGAUGGAGUGGAGGCAAAAAAAUGCCGUUGCAAAUUGUUCUAUUGGACGGCAAAGAGGCCCUGUCGGGAGUCGUAAUUCUACGCUAUUAUAAACAUAGACUAAUUCAAGAGGAGCGCAAGAUACCGCGUUGUAGAUACUAGGGCGGCGUCAGCAUGAUGGGGAAACCCUCUUGCCACCACGCUGGCGUUUUUGCGUUUUAUCCAGGAGGCGUUUGGGGGGAGGGGGCGGUGCCAUAGCAACGUAGGAAAGACGGAUUGCAGGGGGGACGGUCAGGCGUGCUUGUGUUUCAAGCAGUUCUGCGUGGUUCCUUAACAAUGCUGCUCCGCAUCUACAAACAUUUUGGCGUGAGAUCUUGUUAGGAGUCUUGUGUGUCAUCGGUCGCGAUGUUAGGGCAAAGAGUCACUACACUCGGUGGUGGCGAUGACUUUUUUUGUUGGCGCUCAUCUUGGUCGUGUUGGCAGCCAAAGCCGCUUCCGUGUUUAUUUCGAAACGUCAAUACGAAACGUAACUUUAAUAGUUAACCU